CGUCACGUGGCCGCAUUUUACGUAAGCAACGGUUGACCACACCGCUAUGUGUGUAUCACUAGUCACUCUAUCUUCACCUCAAAAAAAUGUUUAGAAAUAGGAGCUGGGACGCAAUUUAGUCUACAAUAAUAGGAUAACAGAUUCAAUCUCAAUAUGUCGCUUCAGCAGCCGGAGGUGGAGACCGCCUCGGACGACGAAGGAGAGGGCGUAUUCUUCAUUGAGACCGACUCAGAGAGCGAGUGGAAAGAUGAAGAUCAAAUCGACAACCGGGAACUUAUUCUACAGAAAGCCGAUGCUUUGGCGUCUGAGAACCGUCUCAAAGAAGCCAUCGAUUACUACACCAUGGUCAUGCGCGACGGGGCGGUGCGCCCGGAGCAGCUCAGCACUUUUGUGGACUGUGUCCUGCGGAACUUCAAGAGGAACGUCUCGGAGCCAGAGGAGGAACCCGGGUCAGGCGAGGACAUCCCUAUGUUUGACUGUCCCAGUUGUCAUAGUUUUCUCGGUGAACCGGUGACUCUGUCGUGUGGACACUCGUACUGCAGGCGGUGUACUGAUCACAGCCAACUCUCCAAAUGCAAGCUGUGCGGAGAGCCAGUGCACUGGACACACGCGCCCGACCAGCAGCUCAAAGUGAAUGUCAUUCUUAGUGGACUCUUGGACAAAUUCUUCCCCGAGGAUCUUAAAACGUAUAAAACAAUAUGUGAAAUCCAGGAACUGACCACCAGGAGAUGCUUUAAGGAGGCUGUGUCGCUGGCAUCAGACGUUAUACAACCAGGUUCCGAGGUGGCGUCGGUGGAGGUGAAGGGGGCGUCUGUGGAGGUUGGGUCUUUCGAGGAGGUGUCGGUGGAGGUGGCAAUCGCGGCGAGGUUGUGUCGGGCGGAGGCGUACACGGGUCUCAAACAGUACCGUCUCGCCAUGGAGGACACGGAAUUCUGCCUCACAGCAAGACGCUCAGCAGAGGGAUUCUUCCAGAAGGCCAUGGUGCUUCACGCCAUGGGACAGACGGACGAGUCCCUUCAGGUCUUCCUCCAAUGCCUGGCGAUGGACGACAACUUCACCAGGGCCAGAAGCCAAGUAGAAAUGAUCCUGUGUGACCUGCUCUCUCCGGCCGGGGAGACGGUGAAGGAGGGCCUGAGGGCGACCACGCAGAGCCACGCCUCGCCACACAUCCGCGCCAAAACCCUCGCCAACGCCACCUCCGACGCCGACUCUAGCGGAACGCACAACGAGCCGGAGCGAACCGGCCCGGCGAACCCCUGUCACCUGACCCGCGCUGCCUCGCUGCACAACGCCACAGAGAAGACUGACGAGCCGCCGGAGAGCGUGGAGCGUGCCGCUCUGAGCCGGACCAACUCGCUCUGCGGCCACGCGGCCGGCCUCGGGGGGGAGGGGCUGAAGCGCGUGUGGUCCGCCCCCCAGCUGGGGGACCAGGACCGGGCCGGCCUGCUGAAGAGGAAGCUGUCGGUGUCGGGGGCGGGGCCAGGGCUGCGGAGCGUCGGGGGGAGCAAGCAGAAGAGACAAGGAGGUGAGCAGAGUGAGGCGCCCCGGGGCCAGGUGUCCUCCUGCUCCCCGGCCAGGAGGUCGAUCCCCCAGGGCCAGCCCAAGUCCAGUGACCUGGAGUGUGCCCUCUGCAUCAGAUUGUUCUACGAGCCCGUCACCACGCCCUGCGGACACACCUUCUGUAAGAGCUGUCUGGAGCGCUGCCUGGACCACACGCCCCAGUGUCCCCUCUGCAAGGAGAGCCUGAAGGAGUACCUGGCGUGCAGGAAGUACGUUGUGACCCGGGUGCUGGAUGACCUCAUCAGGGAGCGGCUGGGGGAGGAGCACAAGGAGAGGAGCAAGACCAACCUCGAGGAGACGCAGGAGCUGUCCGACCUGACCCGCAGCGUGCCUAUCUUCGUGUGCACCAUGGCCUACCCCACGGUGCCGUGUCCGCUGCACGUGUUCGAGCCCCGCUACCGCCUGAUGAUCCGCCGCUGCAUGGACACCGGCACGCGCCAGUUUGGCAUGUGCAUCAGUGACCCCACCCAAGGGUUCGUGGACCACGGCUGCAUGCUGAUCAUCCGGAGCGUCCACUUCCUCCCCGACGGCCGCUCCGUGGUGGACACCAUCGGGGGGAAGCGGUUCCGGGUGUUGUCCCGGGGAAUGCGGGACGGCUACAGCAUUGCGGACAUCGAGCACCUGGAGGACACCCGGGUAGAGGACGGCGAGGAGCUGGUCCGGCUGCAGCGGCUCCAUGACGGCGUGUACGACCAGGCGGUCAGGUGGUUCCAGAACCUCAAGGUGCGCUUCCACAACCAGAUCCUCCAGCACUUCGGACCUAUGCCUGCCCGCGAGGCCGACAUCCAGGCGACCCCCAACGGUCCCGCCUGCUGCUGGUGGCUCCUGGCCGUGCUGCCCAUCGACCCGCGCCACCAGCUCUCGGUCCUGGCCAUGACCAGCCUCCGGGAGCGGCUGCAGAAGAUCCAGCACAUCCUCACCUACCUGCAGAGCGUCCCCGACGACUAGAGCGCAACGCUCCUCCACGUGCUCCUCCUUCUCCUCCCCUAAAGACUCCUCCUCUCCACUCCCCUUCCUCCCCUCCUCUUCUUCUUCCCAUAUGCGCCAGCUCAUCCUCGUCUCCUUUUCUCUUCCUCAUUUUCUCGCCCUGCUCCUUUCAUCUCCUCCUUCUUCUCCCCUAAUCCUCAGCCUCCCCUCUCUCCUCUCCUCGUUCUCCCACUCCUUCUCCUCUCCUCAGUCUCCCCACUCCUUCACCUGCCACUCCUCCUCCUCUCCUCAUUCCCCCACUCCAUCUCCCCCUCCUCCUCUCCUCAUUCUCCCAAUCCAUCUCCCCCUCCUCCUCUCCUCAUUCUCCAUCUCCUCCUCUCCUUUCCUCAACUCAUUCUCCAUCUCUUCUCCUCAUUCUCCAUCUCCUCCUCCUCUCCUCAUUCUCUCCUCAUUCUCCAUCCCCUCCUCCUCUUCUCAUUCUCCAUCUCCUCCUCCUCUCCUCAUUCUCUCCUUCAUUCUCCAUCUCCUCCUCCCCUCAUUUCCAUCUCCACCUCCUUUCCUCAUUCUCCAUCCCCUUCUCCUAAUUCUCCAUCUCUCCUCAUUCUCCUUAUUGUCCUCAUUCUCCAUCUCCUCCUCCUCUCCUCAUUCUUCAUCCCCUCAUUCUCCAUCUCCUCCUUUCUGUGUUCUCCAUGACCUCCUCCUCUCCUCUUUCCUCAUCCCCUCAUUCUCCAUCUCCUCCUCCUCUCCUCAUUCUUCAUCCCCUCAUUCUCCAUCUCCUCCUCUCCUCAUUCUCCUCGUUCUCCAUGACCUCCUCCUCUCCUCAUUCUCCCUCUCCUCAUUCUCCUCGUUCUCCAUGUCCUCCUCCUCUCCUCUCCUCAUACUCCAUCUCCUCUCCCUCCCAAGGCACAUCCAUCUAACCUACUUAUCUACCAGUUGCCAAAUGACUUAAUUUGUUGUUUUUGCUGCUUACCUCGAGCAACGUGCUUCCUGUUGUUUUAAACACUCGUACGCUGGCUUCCGACGCAGAAUGUGAACUUUUCCGUUAAUGGUUGGGAAAACCACGUUGGCACUUAUUUAAAAGACUGAACAAUCGCUGCUCUGGAAAUGUGACACGACACCAGACAGAAGAAGCCUGGAUUGAGGGCAGAGAAAUCUCAGGGACACCAUCACCCCCACCGAGACAACACAUGUGUUGAUUUAACCUUGGCUGUCCUUGCAACGCUGCCUUCCUCCUCCUUUGUCGAUUUUAACCAAUCCCACGGCCAUAGAGUGCUUUAUAAUGAAUUGUAAACAAAUGAACACGCAGGUUACAUAGACAAUUCUUUUGAAUUUUGGAGGUUGGAAAUUAAGUGUUGAUGAUUUGAUACGAAAAAGGAAAGAAGAUUUAGUAAGAGAUCAAUGAUGUUUUAUGAUAUGGAAAUUAUUUGUGCCGAAUCCAGCCUGAUGUAUAGUCUGAGCUUAAAGAAAGUCCAUACAUGGUUAUUUUGAAAUUUUAAGUCACACUGUUCUUUUCCACUUUUUUAUUUACACGGCACCCUUCACAUCUAGUCCUGCAUGUCAACGUGGACGAGAGUCGCUGGGCAAUGCUUGAAUGAAACGAGGCCAUAAGGCCUCAUUUAUUCAUUCAUAUUGCUUUUCUUCCAAUUGUGUGGAACAAGAUGCACAUUUUGUUUCCCACUUUAAAUCCAAUACGGACACAAUCAGCCUCAAAUUACACAAAUGUUCUUUCUUCCAGUUCAUCCCCUGCUUCCAAAUGUCGUUCGUCAAAUGAUGUUGGUAGCCUAGGCCUGUUCCACUAUGCUAGUCAUUGAGCGUGAUUCGUUUUCUUUCAGUGUGGAGAUUAGAGUUGAGUGUUGCUAUUGUUGUAUUUUAUUUAUCUCAUGUGUGUAUCCGCUCCCAAAGAUUCAGCAAUCUUUGUUGGUAAUGUUGACUACAAUAAUUAUGUUAAAACGCACAUUCAUACAGUGGCAUACGGAAAAGUAGCACUGAGCUGUCUCUUACGGUCUAAACACUUUGUUGUAGACGAAGGAUGAGAGUGAUUUGAACCAAGUCCCUCUUGACUUGAUGGUAGUUAUUUAAGAUCCAAAGGAGGCAAAUUGAGAAUGCCCUUAAAAGGUAUUACCAUUUAAACACUAAUUCAGUUAUGUGUCCAAUAAUAAAUGCACUUCUUUUUCAACGCACGUAUUAUAGUUGUUUAUUUACAGUAACAAGAGAUAGCAGUUCUGUCUGCAGCCUUUUAGGGGCGCUAAAGUAGCGCAUUACGAUUUAUUGAUGCCCCACCAUGUUCAAUGUAGCAGCAAUUAUGUUACUAAAUGUAUACAAUAAUACUUUGGAGCAAACAGUAGUGCAACAUAUACUGCAUCACAAAUGGAACAACUACUAAAGUUGCAUUCAUUCACUUGUGUUCUUCCAAAGCGUUGCGGGCUUGCGUCCCUCUGUUUACCUCGCAGACAGCAUCAUGACAAAUUCUGCAGGAGAAAGAUAAGGGUUGCACAGAAUUAACAGCAUACCUCAAUAAUAAUGACAGAAAAAUAGACAACCUAUUCCUAGCUCUGUUUGGACAAGUAACAAUGGUACCAAAUACCAAUCCAUAAUAUUAUAAUAAACCCAGUUACAUGUACUUAAACUAAUAGGCUGCAAUCGAUUGGCCAGUCCGCUAGAAAACAAUAAUGUAGGCGUAUUACAUUCUAUAUUGAAUUAACCUGCUCAAAAUUGCUUACAGAGGAAGGUAGAUUUGUUUUCGAGUAUAUUGUUCUCUCCGGCGGGCGAGGCUGGGAUCCACGGUAAAAUACAUCUUGGCAAGUGCACCCUUGUUAUGUCCCGGCUUUAUUCACGUCAUCUAGUCUAGGUUUCGUUUGCUUUGAUGAAAGUUCAGUUCUACAGAAACAGGUGAGUAGGGGGAGUGCAGAGGGCCAGCUUGUUCGAUUAUUCAUUGUCAUUCAAUGGCUUGUCAUUAAGAUAGUAUAAAGUAAGCUUAUAGUCAUUAUAUGAAUGGGAAACGGCUAAACUUUGCCCCAAACAUGCAUUAAAGUUGAACAUUUUGAAUUUGGUCCGGUUUUUAUUCUUGUUUUGUUAAUUGAAGCACAUAGGCAAAGCACACAAUCCAAUUGGCGUUCAACGUACAAACUGUUUUGUUCUUUUAUGGACAGGCUAGGUAUGAGACGUUCAGCGUCUGUUCGAACGAGGAAGUUUAGUCCUCACUUUCCCCAGCAAUCUGCUGUCAAUCAAGGCGAGUCGUUAGCGGUGUUUUCAGUCACUUGACGACAGUGAUUAUGGGUAGCUGCGGGCCAUUUAGGUCUCCAAUCAAUAUUGCCUUCUUCCUACGACUCAGUGAAAUAAUGUUCCGGUGGAUCUUUAAGGGAUGACUUCAUUGAUCGGCUCAACGGACCGACUGUAAAUUCAAGGCCUAAUCCAGUGGCACGAGGCCCGCCAGGGACCCCUCUUGAGGAUGCUCUCUUUAGUAAUGCAUCAGACAGGCCCCACGGGCACGGAUCGUUUUUAGUCGUUUCCUAACCCGGAGCCAAGGCUCGACCAACGGAUUGACUAUUCAGAUGUAUUGCUGUUUACAAAGAAAGUUUCUCGUUGUCUUUUCUCCUUGCCAAUGACUUUACUGAACCUGCACAAUGUUUUAUCAUGCUAUAAGUAGUGCCAGAUUAUGAUAAAAAACUAUUUUAU
This is a messenger RNA of Gadus chalcogrammus (walleye pollock), 6162 nucleotides long. It is a transcript of the gene lonrf1, whose product is annotated as LON peptidase N-terminal domain and ring finger 1, like. Gene Ontology annotation, molecular function: protein binding. NCBI's taxonomy places the organism in Eukaryota, Metazoa, Chordata, Actinopteri, Gadiformes, Gadidae. The transcript is spliced from 12 exons. Bases 154 to 2508 code for a protein of 784 amino acids. The record is from RefSeq and is a predicted model, not a curated record.